AUGUCUAUGAACGGGGCCCAUUCGCCUUUGCCUGCCAAGUUUCUUGCUUUUUCCUCCAAACACCUUCUCGGUAUUCCAACCACCCCAUUUUCGACUUGCUUUCUGCAGUCUAAUUCCUGUGCCGAGAUUUGGACUAUCUUAGAAAUUCUAGCUAAUGAGGGAUAUAACCCUAAGAAGAGAGUUGAAGAUGAAGAAAUUGGACUGAUACCAAGGGCAUAUGUGGUGAGAGUAGCUAGUUCUAAACUCUCAGAAAACCAAGUCAUUGAAUUUGUUGCAGGCCACCCUAAUGGAGACACAGGUGUGGAAACUAGAGUGAUUGGAACAUUUGGGUAUCUGGUUCCUGAAUAUGCUCAAAGUGGCAAAAUCACUGAAAAAGUUUAUGUUAAUUCCUUUGAGGUGGUAUUGUUGGAGCUUGUUACAAGGACAAAAGUUUUGGAUCUCACUAGGCCAAUGGGGCAGCAAUGCCUUACUGAGUGGGCACGACCACUGUUGGAAGAAUAUACCAUUGAGGAAUUAAUUGAUCCAAGGCUUGAAAAUGGAAUGGAUAAGGAGAAUGAAGAAGGUGGUUGGAAGAAUCACUCCUCCGGAAUUAGUGUCACACACAUGGUGGUGUUCCUUGAUAAACCAAUUUCUUGA
Messenger RNA from Glycine soja, 636 nucleotides. Its product is annotated as proline-rich receptor-like protein kinase PERK15. The coding region runs from base 1 to 636 and encodes 211 amino acids. NCBI's taxonomy places the organism in Eukaryota, Viridiplantae, Streptophyta, Magnoliopsida, Fabales, Fabaceae. The transcript has 6 exons. The record is from RefSeq and is a predicted model, not a curated record.